AUGGAGGAGGUGAUGGAGGAGGUGGUGGAGGAGGUGAUAGAGGAGGUGAUGGAAGAAGUGCCGGAGGAGGUGCUGGAGGAGGUGAUGAAGGAGGGGCUGGAGGAGGUGAUGGAGGAGGUGAUGGAGGAGGUGAUGGAGGAGGUGAUGAAGGAGGUGAUGGAGGAGGUGAUGGAGGAGGCGAGGAAGGAGGUGAUAGAGGAGGUACUGGAGGAGGUGAUGGAGGAGGUGAUGGAGGAGGUGAUGGAGGAAGUGCUGGAGGAGGAGGUGUUGGAGGAGGUGAUGGAGGAGGUGAUGGAGGAGGUGGUGGAGGAGGUGAUAGAGGAGGUAAUGAAGGAGGUGAUAGAGGAGGGGCUUGAGGAGGUGAUGGAGGAGGUGAUGGAGGAGAUGAUAGAGGAGGUGAUGGAGGAGGUGAUGGAGGAGGUGAUGGAGGAGGUGAUGAGGAGGCUCCGCUGCAAAAACAUGCAUCAUUUUUCAGAGCAGGACGUCCACAAAGGCACAGCUUUGUGCACGGCGAGGGGUCCGGCCCGCAAUAUUAUAUACAUAUGGUGGGGGGGGGGCAGGAGGAGGCCAGGGGGGAGGCCAGAGGGGAGGUCUAAGGGGAGGUCUGAGGGGGGGGGGAGGCCAGGGGGAGGUCCACUCAGCAUGAGGCUGAGUUUAGACACAGAAUAUAAAGUAUUCAGAAUAGUUGCAGAGGAUCUGAACCCGGCAGUUUCUGUGGCUUCACCAGGGCAGGUGUGGCUUCACCAGGGCAGGUGUGGCUUCACCAGGGCAGGUGUGGCCUCACCAGGGCAGGUGUGGCUUCACCAGGGGCAGGUGUGGCCUCACCAGGGUAGGUGUGGCCUCACCAGGGUAGGUGUGGCCUCACCAGGGCAGGUGUGGCUUCACCAGGGUAGGUGUGGCUUCACCAGGGCAGGUGUGGCCUCACCAGGGCAGGUGUGGCUUCACCAGGGGCAGGUGUGGCCUCACCAGGGCAGGUGUGGCCUCACCAGGGUAGGUGUGGCCUCACCAGGGCAGGUGUGGCUUCACCAGGGUAGGUGUGGCUUCACCAGGGCAGGUGUGGCCUCACCAGGGCAGGUGUGGCUUCACCAGGGCAGGUGUGGCUUCACCAGGGCAGGUGUGGCCUCACCAGGGCAGGUGUGGCUUCACCAGGGCAGGUGUGGCUUCACCAGGGCAGGUGUGGCUUCACCAGGGCAGGUGUGGCUUCACCAGGACACGAGGCCUCACGCACCGCAGCCUCACGCACGGAGGCCUUACGCACGGAGGCCUUCGCACGGAGGCCUCAUGCACGGCCUCACGCACAGAGGCCUCACGCACGGAGGCCCCACGCACGGAGCCCUCACGCACGGAGGCCUUACGCACGGAGGCCUUACGCACAGAGGCCUCAUGCCUCACGCACAGAGGCCUUACGCACGAAGGCCUCACGAGCUCUAG
Molecule: messenger RNA, 1431 nt
Organism: Knipowitschia caucasica
Lineage: Eukaryota; Metazoa; Chordata; Actinopteri; Gobiiformes; Gobiidae
Source: the annotation of a GenBank genome assembly